Messenger RNA from Penicillium roqueforti, 1932 nucleotides. RefSeq lists its product as uncharacterized. The record is from RefSeq and is a predicted model, not a curated record. Lineage: Eukaryota; Fungi; Ascomycota; Eurotiomycetes; Eurotiales; Aspergillaceae. Bases 1 to 1932 code for a protein of 643 amino acids. The transcript is spliced from 2 exons. Gene Ontology annotation, molecular function: protein binding.
AUGCCCUCAUUUCCCACUACGCCCUUGGUGCGGCCUAGGGAAGAUGGCUUGCAGAUCAGCUAUCCGCUCUCCCAUCGCAUUCACACAGCAAAAGGCUACCCACUUCGAGCUCCGAAUGGCUCCUCGAUCAUCAUUUACGGUUAUGAUACUGGAUUAAAAAUUGUCUGGAGAGGAGGGAGACGGUUUGCAGAACCAAAGCUGACUCGGCCUCAAGCGAAGCCCAAGCCAGCAGGAAGUAAUGCGGAUUCCGAUUCAGUCAUGAUUAUUGACUCCGAUGACGAGGACCCUCAACCAGUACAAGAAGAGCCUGUGGUUGAAUUCAGUCUAGAGGAAAGCGAGGUUGACCCUGCUGCUCCGUACGAAGAGAUUCUGCGACAAAUUGAUAUUCCCCUUGGAAGCCAGGUGCUAGAACUGGCGGUGCCCCGUGUUCUCCCCGAGGAAGCUCGCUCGCCUUUAGACCCCUUCCCACCUAUACUGAGAAACACAAUUGUUGUGUCGGUAGUUUGUUCAGACCUGUCAACAAAAGUUGUGACUCUACCACUUGUGCCUCCUCACCCUACGCAGACGGAUUCAAAAAGCUGGCGUAUCCAAACCCUUUCGAUCAAUGGGGCCACCACUCAUCAAGAUAUUCCACGUGGUGUAUCUAUCACAUUCACCUGUCAUGAAUUUGAGGAUGAGCAAGACCAGCGAAAGUCGCGGGGCCGAUUUGGAAAUUUUGGUAAAUGGGAUCUGCUUGUGGCCACGCAUUCUGCAGAGGGGUGCGGCGUGCUGUUGCUGCACCGGAUUCCGAUCCGCGAGGAAUCUUCUUUGCGUCUCGUGGAAGAGGACAUUAUCUCUCAACGGCGCCUCUUGCCGGCACCUGCACAGACGAUUGCCUUCAACCCAUCCACAUGGCCAUCCGCCCGCCAUGCCAACCUGCUUGUCGCAUUCUACAGCGGAUGUGUGAAGAUUUAUUCCUGCUUUGUUAAAAAGGCCUCGAGAUCUUUGCGACGGGCUUCGAUGCCAGUAGAAGAAUAUGAAACUAUCGACACGGAAGGUCGCUGGUUGAUCAGUUUGUACCCCGGUUUUGAGCAAGGGCCCGGCGGACUUCCCCGGCGGAAGAGAAUCAUUGAUGCCGACUGGGUGCUCGGCGGCCGAGCAGUUAUGGUGCUUCUCGAAGACGGCGAAUGGGGCGUAUGGGAUAUCGAAGGUGCCGGUCCUGGGGCUGUCAAGGGCCCGCUGCAACGUCAGACGAGUGUCCAAGGUGUGACUGGCGGUUCCUUGACAGCAUACGCUGUCUGCGGUCGUAUUAUGACACCACUUUCCAACACCAACUCCGAAACAGAGCAUCGACCCCGGUUCGCGCCUAUGACACCAUCCACAAGGCGUGUACGUGAAGAUGGAUUGCUGAAGGGAUCGAUGAGCACAGCCAGUCCGUCUCACCGUGGCCAAAUCUCUGUCUUGCAGACAAAUCCAUCCUCGGACGUAUUGCCUGACGAGUCGAUCCUGCUCCGUCACGGCCGCCAGAGCGCGGUCAUCACGAGCUUACUGUCUCUGUGGCGCAACGCUGUCAAAACCGCCGGCACUUUUGAUUCCUCGAACCGAUGCCGCGUUUCUCCUUUCCAGGACGUGAAUUUGAUGGGCCAGAACUUCCAAGCAAUUGGACACAUACCUGCACCGGCACGCCGAUCCCGGCAAGCGCUGCGGCAAGUCUGGGAUGUACUCGUGGCAGCAGAGCAUCAGAUUAUGAUUCUCGCCCCGAAGUUGACAGAAUCCAUCGAGGAAAGCCUGCCCGUAGUGAAACAGGAAGAAACAGAAGAGACCGACCAGCUGAUGCUCCAACGAGGCGAACUGGAUGUGGAAGGAAUGGGCCGCCUACUGAAUGGUAUGGCCGGCGGAAACGCGUCUAUGCGUAUGGGCAGCCCUGUAAAGCGGACUCGCGUGUUCGCCUGA